GAGGCCCUUAGCCUUGGAGAUUCCGGCACAGCCUCUCAUCGAGUGGCUGACCUAGUCCUCUGUUUUGCUUAGGCUAGUGCUCAAAUGGCCUCAGAAGUCACGGGUGGCUUGCAGCCAGCAUUCGGCCCACCUGGCCUCUGGGACAUGCCACCUCAAAUAUGUCCACAGUGGCUAUACCCAUAGUCUUAUCUAAGUUGUGGGGUUUUCUUCCCUCUUUGCCAUGUUGCACAAUGAAGCCAUUUUCUUGCAAAUGCCUCCCCCUCCCAUGGCCUCCAUCAGCAUUUUUAUUUUCCCUAAAUAAGGCUUCUAACAAAAAGAGUCUGCCCACCCACAGACUGAGACAUGCUGUAGCAGAACAAGCCGAUAUGAAUUCAAAACACAAGAAACUGGGCAGCCAUUUAUAAGGGAGAGGGUGCACGAAUGGCUUAGGGCUGACCACUUGGGUGAGCCUACCCCCCAGAACCCAGGCUUGGUGGGGCUUGAGGAAGGUAUGAGAGUACCCCUUCUUCCCAGAUUGUGGGGUGCCGCUCUUGGGGCCUCUGGUCUGCUUCCGGCUACCCUGGAGCUGGGGGUGAGCCCUGGGGCCUGUAACUGAGCUACACUUGGGUCUGCUAGUACAGAGCUUGCAAACGCCCUGUGAUCAGCCUUGAGGGGAAUCUGAAGAGAAGGCAGAGAGAGAGUAGCGCAAGCAACAUACUGUUCCUGCCUGUUUUCAUUUAAGGGGACCCAUGUCCCAGGGGACAGAACAGGAUGUGUUUUUUUAUUGGGUUUAUGAGUGAGGUAGACAUGGGUAGUGGGUGGUCAGGGUGGGCAGGGCUGCUUCCCUCACAGAGGCUAUGUUCCAUGAGCCGUCCCUCCUGUCCUGAACAUGUUGGACCCGCUGCGUGGCCACUUUGCCAUACAAAGGGGCAAGAGAACAGGGCAUUGCUGGCCUGCAAGGGAGUGGGUGGGAGGGGACAGGCUGAGCCUGGCUGAGCUGAGCGGAGCCCUGAGAGAUGGCUGGGGGCUCUCUGUCCAUGUGGGCGUGGAACUGAGGCCAGGAGGCUUGGCUUGAGCUGUUUGGGAUUGAGCUCUUCACAUGCUGCUUUUCAGCCUCUUGGCCGCUCCUCACUGCCCCAAGAAUCCUAGGCUUUCUGGAGACCUGCCCUCCUCCCACGUGCUCUGUUUGCCGAGCUGGCCCUCCCCUCCUCUCACACCCAAAAAAGAAACCAAGCCAGCUGGCAUCGAGCCAAUUCGGACUCAUAGCGGCACUACAGGACAGAGCUGAACCGCCCUAUAGGGUUUCCGAGGCUGUAAUCUUUACAGAAACAAGCUGCCACAUCGUUCUCCCACGGAGUGGCUGGUGGGUUCGAACUGCUGACCUUUUGGUUGGCAGCUGAGCGCUUAACGACUACACCACCAGGGCUUCUUUCCCCUUACACAGGCCUCCCUAAUCGAGCUCUGGUGCACCCACUGAGGCCCAGGGCCGGCCUCCCUCCUGUACACCGACCUGCCGUCCCCUGGCUCUACUUGUAUUCCCCCCAGGUCCCUGUGUGCUUUCUUCCUGUUCCACCUUCUCCCACAUUUCUAGCUUCCCAGAGGUGAUGCAGAUGUGUGGUAAAUGGCCCCAAAAGAUACCCAUGGCCUAACUGCUGGGACUUAUGAAUGUGACCUUAUAUGGCAAAAAAGAGCCUUUGCAGAUAUGGUUUAGUAAGGAUCUUGAGAUAGGGAGAUUGUCCUAGAUUAUCUGGGUGGGCCCUAAACCCAAUUACAGGAGGGAGGUGGAGGGAGUUUACUUAAACACACACACACACACACACGACUACACACAUAUACACACACACACACACACACAUGCAAAGAGGUAAUGUGAAGAUGGAGGCAGAGAGUGGAGUGAUGUGGCCACAAGUUAAGGAAUGACAGAAGAGGCAAGCAAGGAUUCUCCCCUAGAGCCUCUGGAGGGAGAAUGGCCUUGCCAACACCUUGAUUUUGGCCUAGUGACAGUGAUUUCAGACUUCUGGCCUCCAGAACUGUGAGAGAAUAAAUUUCUGUUGUUUUAAGCCAAAAGUUUGUGGUCACUUGUUACAGCAGCAGCAGGAAAUGAAUAGAGUGUUAAAAAAACGUACAGCUGUUGAUCCCUGCUAGAAGAAAUCACAGUCCUAACAGAGCCGCGUGGGAGUGUGUGGUACCCUUCCCCUCCAGAGUCCCGGCCCCAGAGGCUCUGCUUGCAGGAAGCGUCAGGGCCCCCAGCACACCCUCUCCUCAGCCUGUAGUGGCUGUGGACCUGGUGGCUGGCCCUGCACACUGGCCUCACCUCUUGGCAGCACAGGGGCUUGGCUUGCCAAAGCCACAGUGGGUCCUGGGGACACAUGUAUGCCUAAGUCCCCUCUGGUUAUUUUCUAGUUGCCCUUUCCAACCAUGUGUUUUACAUAGUUCUCUUAAAGCUAUUCUUUGGCCCACAGAGAUUUCCAGAACAGCUGUGUGACCAAGUCUCAGUAAGGGUCCGGGGACAGGCAGCUCUGGGGCUGUGUGUUUGCUGUCAGUUAUUUUUGGUCAUAAGUUUUGAUUUGCCUCAUUUUUGUCAAAAUUAUUCACUGAAACAGUUUGUGGUCAUUAGUAGGAGAGAGAGCUCUUCAGUGUUGUUUCAGAGUGAGAAAAUGGACGGAAACAUGUUGUGGUUUAGUGGGCUGCUGCUGGGGGUGGGGAGCAGAGGAACAGCAGGAAAAACUGGUUUAGGGUCUGCCCCCUGCUCUGCCCCUUCCAGCUCUGGGGUGUUGAUGCCCACUGUGCCUCUGAGCCACUACAUGAUGAGAAACCCUCCUUCUGGGGUCACCAUGGGGCUGAAAGAGGCCGCUUGUGAAAGCCUCUACCACUUGGUUGCAAGAUGGGAACAGAAGACCCGCCGGCUGAGCAAGGCCUUUGGGUCACCCUACCUGGCCUGCUAUGCACUGGGUGGUGCCAUCCUGCUCCUGAACUUUGCACGCUCACACUGCUUCACACAGGCCAUGCUGAGCCAGCCCAAGAUGGAGAGCCUGGAUAACGCCAUGGCCUACUGCAUGGGCCUGGUGCUCCUGGGAGUGGGUACCUUGUUCGUGCUCUCCAGCUUCUUCGCACUGGGCUUCACUGGAACCUUCCUAGGUGAUUACUUCGGGAUCCUCAAGGAGGCCAGAGUGACCACAUUCCCUUUCAGUGUCCUUGACAACCCCAUGUACUGGGGCAGCACUGCCAACUACCUGGGCUGGGCCAUCAUGCAUGCCAGCCCCACCGGCCUGCUGCUGACCGCCGUCGUGGGCAUCGUCUAUGUGGUUGCCAUCCUCUAUGAGGAGCCCUUCACAGCGGAGAUCUACCGGCAGAAAGCCGCCAAGUCUCACAAGAGGAAUUGAUGGGCCGGCUGGUGGAGCCAGGAGGCAGGGGCUGCACUGAGGCCGCAUCCUCGGCCCGCCCUACCCGUCCUGCCCUGGGGGAUGUGGCCCCCACUGCUCAGGGCUCGCACCUUGUGGCCGCUCCAGUGCCUUGGAAAAUGCUGCCUUGGGGGCCUGCUGGCUGCCGUGCGGCCUCCGAGCCCGCUCUGCCUGCUGCCCCCAUGUUCAGACUCCCCAGUAAAGGCCCCCGACUCAGCAUGGCCUCCAGUCUCUG
Messenger RNA from Loxodonta africana (African savanna elephant), 3615 nucleotides. It is a transcript of the gene PEMT, whose product is annotated as phosphatidylethanolamine N-methyltransferase. Gene Ontology annotation, molecular function: phosphatidylethanolamine N-methyltransferase activity. The record is from RefSeq and is a predicted model, not a curated record. Bases 2637 to 3362 code for a protein of 241 amino acids. The transcript has 6 exons. Lineage: Eukaryota; Metazoa; Chordata; Mammalia; Proboscidea; Elephantidae. Gene Ontology annotation, biological process: phosphatidylcholine biosynthetic process.